This is a messenger RNA of Drosophila eugracilis, 1165 nucleotides long. Its product is annotated as fibrinogen-like protein 1. The record is from RefSeq and is a predicted model, not a curated record. Lineage: Eukaryota; Metazoa; Arthropoda; Insecta; Diptera; Drosophilidae. Bases 2 to 1165 code for a protein of 387 amino acids. The transcript has 2 exons.
UAUGGCAAACCAAGUGUUUAUAAGAAUGCAUUUAAAGUAUUUUAAAAAUUUAGUUUACUUUAGAGUCGCAAGUGCUACAGGUCGUAUUUUGAAUAUAAUGCUUUUGCUUACCCUUUUUAUAUCGAUCUCAAUAUCUUUGGGUACCUCAAAUCCAGCUGAAGGUUUUCAGCAGAAAUCUCCCAAUCCCAAUGUGGAAAAUCCAUGUAGUGCAUCUCGUAUUUGGGUUUGGAGACCCAUCCUCGAUAGAUUUGUUAAGGUCAAUUCCACCGAUGAUAUGAAAGCCCAAUUAAACGCUAUGGCAGAAACCAUAACAACUUUGCAGAAUCGAAUCACCUGCAAGGAUGAGCAAUUAGUUUCACAAACGAAGGAAAUCAAGGAUCAAGGUGAUAGAGUUAAUGUUUUGACACAAAAUGUUAAAAUCUUGCGAAGUGAGCUGAUAACUGCCAGGGGUGAAAUCAUAAAGAAAGAGAAAAAACUUAAAUUGAAUACGGAAAAAAUAACUAAAAUUACCGAUGAACUUCUGGAGUGCAGUCGGCAAGAUACUUGUCCUGCUAAUCGUCCCGAUGGAAUUUACAAAGUGAAAAUUCACGGAUUAAAAGCAUUCGAAGUGCCCUGCAGCUCAAACGGUUGGUUAACUAUUCAAAAACGUAUCGAUGGCUCCGAGAAUUUCGAUCGAUCCUGGAAGGACUAUAAGUAUGGUUUCGGUAAUGUAUCUGGAGAAUUUUUUAUCGGACUAGAGAAAAUGCAUUAUAUGACUCGAGAACGAAGCUACGAACUGUAUAUCAAACUUGGAAAAGUUAAUGGAUCCACUAGCUAUGCUCAUUAUGAUAAUUUUCGGAUUGGAAGCGAACAGGAAUUAUAUGAAUUAAAAUCUCUGGGGUUAUAUAAUGGUACAGCUGGAGAUUCUCUGAGAAGACAUGAAAACCAAAAGUUUACCACUUUCGACAGGGAUAAUGAUUCCUUUAAAAAUAAUUGCGCUUCCGAUGAAUACGGUGGUUGGUGGUACUACAAUUGUGCUCAAAGCAUGCUCAAUGGAAAGUACUACAAGGAGGGACACUCCAGGGAUAAAAAAACGAAUGGAAUUAUGUGGGGCUCUUGGCAUAACAAUGAUUGGACAUACUCGCUGACCUUUGUUGAAAUGAUGAUUAAGCCUAAAGCCAUUUAA